Effrenium voratum is the source of this 3395-nucleotide messenger RNA. Lineage: Eukaryota; Dinophyceae; Suessiales; Symbiodiniaceae. The record is from the annotation of a GenBank genome assembly.
UCUUUGAGCCAGCUAAUCGCCAUGAGCGGCAUGAGCGUUCAGGGCAGUCAGCAGGCCAUGGCUGCGGCGCUCUUCGAGUCCGUAGAGACGGACGUGAGCUCGCGGACCAUCCGCAUGACCAACUUCCCGGCCAACUGGCAAAACCUCACGGAGGCGCAGCUGGUUACAAAGGUCAACGCCUUGCUGCAGACCCAAGGGGCUUUGGAGCAGCCGGCUUCCGCCAUGCGGUCUCAGAACCAGCUCAUGGCCACUGCGACUUUCCGGGACCGAAGCAGCGCCGAGAAGGCGGUGAAGACGCUGCACGGUGUGGACAACCGAACGGAAGCAGAAAAGCGGCGCAUGGGGCAUGCGGCGGCGCGGGACAUCGACAAGUUCGCUGUGUACUUGCUGGCAGGAGGUGCUGCAGAGCCGGAGGUAGAGGGCGACGGGGUGCCGAUGCUGAUCUGCGUGGACGAGCUGCGGCAGAGCGAUGGGGCCGCGGUGCCUUCGGCGCGGGAGGUCUUUCUCCAGGAUUUGCCGGUUGAGGACUACGACGAGUCUCAGCUGCGUGACUGGCUGCGAGGCUUUGGACAGCCAGAGCAGGCCUUCUUUUUGAAAGACCCGGACAGCAAGCAGCUCACCGGCAAGGGCUACGUUCGCUUCACUCAGCACGAUGAGGCGGUGGGCUUGCUUGCAGCUGUCACAGAGGAUGACGAAGAAGGCCCUGGGGUGCAGGGAAGCUGGUCGCUCUCCGAGAGGCUUUGCGCUCGCCCGGGCUUGGCGGAAGCGCUCCAAGCGCGCGCGGAGCCCAUCGCCAUGGCCUGCGACUUCGCAAGGCUGCAGGUGGCCGGGGGCGGGCUCCGAGCUCUGGGCGCCUGGGCGCUGCCGGCGGCGGGGCCGCUGGGCUUCGCGCUCUUUGGGGAGGGGAAUCUGGAGAAGCUGAAGGCGCGGUUGUCUGAGCUGCUGGAGGAGGCAAUCUCCAACCCCUCGGCGUUUACCACGCCCAGCGCCGACAGCUUCAUUCCCACCGACUGCAUCCUGGUGAGAGGCUUUCCCAAGAGCUGGCGGGAGCAGCAGGUGCGGCUGGUCUUCGCGCUCUUCGGGGGCGUGGGCACGGUGCGCUUCGUCGCGGAGUCCGGGAAGCGCAUGGCCUACGUGAAGCUGAAGAACCGCGAGAACAUGCCCAAGGCAGUGGAGCAGCUGCACAACACCAAAGUGGGCGACGGGGAGUUGAUCGAGGAGUGCAUUGUCACUUGCGAGCUCUUCGGAGACGUGGGCGACAGCAGGCCGUUGCGUCGGACGAUCUUCCUCGAUGAGCUGAAGUUGCCCAAGAGGCCCGAGAUCAAGGUGGAGGCCGAGGACCGCGAGGUCUUCAUGAAGGGCUUGCCCAUCAAGGACUUCACGGAGGAGCAGCUGCGGCAGUGGCUCGAGGGCUUCGGCACCAUCGAGGAGGUGUCCCUGCUACGCGACGCUGACCGGAAGCUCAGCGCCAAGGGCUACGUGCGCUUCGCCUCCCACCGCCAUGCGGAGAGCUGCAUCCAGGCGCAGGCGUCUGAACAGGACGCCGAGGAGGGGGACGUGAUCGCCUGGUGGUCGGAAUCUGAACGCGCUAUGCGCAAUGCCUAUGGGCCCAACCUGCACACUGCGCUGGCCAGCAAUGAUGGGCGAGUCUUUACCUACUUGCUGGAGAAGUGCGAGGUGCGGGAUGUAUGGAUGCAGAGUCGGCUUUGGCCGCCCAAGGACCCGUCCGCCCCUGCCUUGCAGGGAAAGCAGGUCCACUUUGUGGCCACCUGCACUGCGAAGCAGCUGCAGGGCUUGCACGCGGCACUCUCUGCGGCUAUGCAGGCCUUCUACGAUCGCCGCCUCGAGAAGAUGGAAGAGAUGCGGGAAGCCAAUGGGGGAAGCAGCAGCAGCCGCCUCCCAGAGCCUCGUCCUGCUUGGUCCACGCCGACGCAAAGCUGGUCGCUGGCUCCGGGGGCACUGCGGCCGCCUUACUGGGCUGCUGGCCCAUAUGGUUACCGGGACCCAUAUGGGGCGCAACCGCCAGGACCUCCAAUGCCUUGGGGCUGGCGAGGCCCGCCCCCGCCGGGCUUUGGGCCUCCAGUUCCAGGCCCCCCGGGCCUUCCGGGACCCGGGCCCCCUGGCCCGCAGCCGGGCCCACCGCCGCCGCCGCCGGAGCGGAGGCGCUCACGGAGCAGGGCCAGAAGAAGACAUCGCGAGCGGUCCAUGGGCUCUGCCGCGGAGGCGAUGGCCGAUGUUGGUGAGGCCACCCGCGACCCGAAGCUCAAAGAGCUCAUCCUGAAGGGUGAGGAGCUGGUGCAGAGCGGCAAGGCGCUCAAAGAGAGAGGCGACCCUCGCGGAGCCUACGAGAAGUUCUACCAGGGGCUGCAGUAUUUGCUGAAGGUGAUGCCUGGCUUAGGCGAAGCCAACUCCCCGGCGGUGCUGGCGCUCAAGGCGAACAUCCACGGCUACUUGGAUGAGACCGAGAAGCUGAAAAUGGCCUUGGAUUCUGGCCAGGCUCACCAAGCUCCACUGCCUGCCUUGGAAGAUCAGGAAGAGCUCAGCAUUGAGCGGCGCAUUGAGCGCGGGGAGGCCUUGAUGCUGGCGGGCCAGCGCUUGGCGCGAAGCAGCAAGCUGGGGGAGGCCUACGACAAAUACUGCGCGGGCUUGAAACUCCUGCUGGAGGUGAUGCCGCAACUGCGGGAGGAGGAUGCUCAAGCUUCGCGACUGAGAUCAAAGAUCAGUGGAUAUCUUGAGGAGGCAGAGCGACUGAAAGAAAGAAGAGACAGAGUGGCAGAGGGCGCUGCGGAGAAUGGUGAGGCGUCGAAGGCCUCGAGGCCGCGGCGGAGGCGGAGGCGCUCGGAGCGAGGCGACGCGCCUCCCAGAAGUCGCACGCCCAGCGAAGCCGUGGAAGGCUCUGAUAGACACAGGAGACCGUCAGGGCCGGCAUACGCGGUGCUGGAAUUCAUGGCACGCCAUUCUGAGCGACCCAGAAGGACUCGGCGCUUCCGCCUGCGCACCGCGGCAGAAGUGGAGAGCAGAGAAGGCGGGCGGAGGGGCUGUCACCGGCUCCUGCUCCGCCGGGAGACUGGCAAGGUCGCAGCCCUCCGCGAGACGUGUCGCCCAGGGCCUCUCGCAGUUCCAGACGGCAGGGUCGGCGCAGAGAGGAAGAAGAGACGUGCCGUCCCAAGUCGGCGCUGAGAGCCCCGCUGCUGCGGCGGAAGAGUGCGGCGAAGCCGAAUCGCUACUGACGAGAGGGAGCUUGGGAGUUUGAUGCUCAUCUUGGAUCUCGGAUCUCUCGAUCAGUUCCCGAAAUGGGGCAAGGCGCGUUCGACGGAGCGCAUUUUCGCUGUCUUGGCGCAGGACCGGCAGAAAGUAGGACUUCGGAAGGGGUUCCCCAGCGCGGUCUGUCCAGC